GCCGCUCAGCUAUGCGGUCCCAGCUUCUGUUCAGGGCUGCUCGCUGCCUGUGGACGCGCCCGGCUCUUGGCCCGGCCCGCCGGCACCUAAACUGCGGCAGCCUGCCGCUGGAGGAGCUGUUCGCCCGCGGCGGGCCCCUGCGGACCUUCCUGGAGCGCCGGGCAGGGUCUGGAGCCCAGUCGCAGGUCGGGGGUUCUGAGCUGCUGGCGGUGGCCAAACGGCUGAGCGAGAAGGAGCAGGAGCUGCAGGAGACCGAGCCUUUGCUACACGAUGAAAAUGAAGACUUAAGAAAACUUGCAGAGAAUGAAAUAACUUCAUGUCAAAAACAAAUAACUCAGUUGAAGCAUCAGAUUAUCUUACUUUUGGUUCCCUCAGAAGAAACAGAUGAAAAUGAUUUGAUCCUGGAGGUAACUGCAGGAGUUGGGGGUCAGGAGGCAAUGUUGUUUACAUCAGAGAUGUUCGAUAUGUAUCAGCAAUAUGCUGCAUUUAAAAGAUGGCAUUUUGAAACCCUGGAAUAUUUUCCAAGUGAAAUAGGUGGCCUUAGACAUGCAUCUGCCAGCAUUGGGGGUUCAGGAGCUUAUAAGCACAUGAAAUUUGAAGGAGGCGUGCACAGAGUACAAAGAGUGCCAAAAACAGAGAAACAGGGUCGCAUCCAUACCAGCACCAUGACUGUGGCAAUCUUACCCCAACCAACUGAAAUCAAUCUGGUGAUUAACCCCAAAGAUUUGAGAAUCGAUACUAAACGAGCCAGUGGAGCUGGAGGACAGCAUGUAAAUACCACAGACAGUGCUGUCCGGAUAGUUCAUCUUCCAACAGGUGUUGUGUCUGAAUGCCAACAAGAAAGAUCUCAACUGAAAAAUAGAGAGAUGGCUAUGAAAAAGCUACGUGCAAAACUGUACAGCAUGCAUCUAGAAGAAGAAACAAAUAAAAGAUACAGUGCUAGAAAGAUUCAGGUUGGAACGAAAGGAAGGUCAGAGAAAAUAAGAACAUAUAAUUUUCCACAGAACCGGGUCACAGAUCACAGAAUAAACACGUCACUUCACGAUCUGGAAACUUUUAUGCAAGGGGAGUAUCUACUGGAUGAACUUGUACAGUCAUUGAAGGACUAUGCGGAUUAUGAAUCUUUAAUAGAAAUUAUUUCCAAAACUUAAAUUGAUUUAUUAUUAAAGAUUUUUACAGCUUAUGAAAAUUCCACCAUAGCAAAUCAUAUAUGUAAAUAUUGGUGUUUUCUUAAAAAACAUGAGUUAACAACAGUUGGAAGUAAUGGAAGGACAUUUUGCUUUCCUCAGAGUUCACUGAUUUAAAUGUUAAUUUCAUCCAAAAACACUUUACAGAAACAUGCAGGGUAAUAUGGAUUAAGUAUCUUGGCACCCUGUUGACACAUGGUCCAAGAGCACCCCCGGCAGCUGUGCCCUAGAUGAGAAAAAAGAGAAGCCUGUCCCUCCACCGUCCCCUCCUGAUAAAGCAUAACAUGGUACCAAACAGUUCUGGCUGCAGUAUCACGGAGGGGGCGAUGAAGGGUAAAUUUGUUGCUGAGACGCAACUAUUUGGUAACUGGCACAAACACCGGUAUGCAUUACCUAGUUCUAGUAACUGCUAUGUUUUCAUAUAUUCUUGGUGUUAAAAGUUACAAAUAUUGUUACAUUUCACCCUUACAUAUUUCCACUUGCACUGUUAAAAAUAAGGACAUUAUUCUACUUAAUAAUUUAUUAUCACAUGUAACAAAAUUCACAGUAACUUCCUAAUAUCUUCAGAUACCCAAUUUAAAUUCUCCCAUUUCUCCCCCAAAUGCCUUAAAUUGGCUUCUUCAGACCAGGAUCCAAGUAAGGAUCCCAUAUGGAAUCUGGUGGUUACACUGCUUAAGUCUAGAAUAGCCCUGCCAACUGCUGCCCCUUUUUUCCAUGACACUGCAAUGAAUUUUCAUUUGAGAAAUCAAGCUACUACAGUGUCAUUUAACUUGUUCCUCAAAUCAGUCAACUUUCCUACAAACUGGAAGUUGGAGCUUAAGACUCAGCUAGUUUUGCAUUCUCCCUCCCUUUCCUCUGACUUAGCAUUUUUGUCAUUAAAAUGUGUACUAAAUAAGCCAAGUUUGAAUGCUCUGAUGUUCUGAGAUGUAUUUGAUUCUCUGAAAUACAUUGACAGAUGAGAAAAAGGA
Hyaena hyaena (striped hyena) is the source of this 2155-nucleotide messenger RNA. RefSeq names its product mitochondrial translation release factor 1 like (gene MTRF1L). Bases 12 to 1151 code for a protein of 379 amino acids. The transcript has 7 exons. The record is from RefSeq and is a predicted model, not a curated record. Gene Ontology annotation, biological process: translational termination. Gene Ontology annotation, molecular function: translation release factor activity. NCBI's taxonomy places the organism in Eukaryota, Metazoa, Chordata, Mammalia, Carnivora, Hyaenidae.